Messenger RNA from Neopelma chrysocephalum (saffron-crested tyrant-manakin), 2088 nucleotides. It is a transcript of the gene RASSF7, whose product is annotated as Ras association domain family member 7. The record is from RefSeq and is a predicted model, not a curated record. NCBI's taxonomy places the organism in Eukaryota, Metazoa, Chordata, Aves, Passeriformes, Pipridae. Gene Ontology annotation, biological process: signal transduction. Bases 698 to 2017 code for a protein of 439 amino acids. The transcript has 6 exons.
CCAAGCCAAAAAGCAUCCCUGGAGUUGUGAGUCUGUGGGUCUGCACUCAUGCUGCACAGUCUGGGGCAGAGCCAGUCAGGUGGAAGCAGCCACACUGGGGGACAAGGAGCACACUGCCAGUUCUGGGGAAGCUCCAUCGCUCCCUGAAUGAAGCGAUCCAGGCGCUGGCUCUCCCUGGUGAGGUGACCACCGGGGUCUAGGCUGGAGCCGGGAGGUGAAGAACGAGGACAUCCAGAAGAGCCCAGGCUUUCGAAAUCAAUUUUGGCAGUCGGAAAGAAAUUCUCUUUUCCCUUCCCUUCUUCGCGGCUCUUUUGUUUUCCGCAGCCCGACAGAGGAGGCUUGCAGUAAGCGGCAGGGGUGGGGGCAGAGCCCACCCGCACAAAGGCAGCUCCCCACGGGCUGUGUGACCGCUGUCACGCUUUUUCGCUCAAAUCAACGCCAGGGGAGGAUGACGUGAGGCUGGUGCUCCCCGGCCCCGGGGCUGAUUGGUCCCAGCUCAGGUUUGAACGCCAAGGUGUCCUGGCAACGAGAAGCAGAGGAGCCAGACUUUCCCGUCCCCACUCGGCUCCGGGAGCUCGGCGGGUGCUGGAGAAAGGCAGGCAUCGACGGCGAGGAGCAGAGCGGAGGGCCCCUGGCCCUCCUCCAGGCAGCCUGUCCUGCAAUGACCCAGUGCACCUGAGGCCCAGCAGUCGUGGGGAUGGAGCUGAAGGUCUGGGUGGAUGGGAUCCAGAGGGUUGUGUGCGGUGUCUCAGAACAAACUACCUGCCAAGAAGUGGUCAUUGCUCUGGCACGGGCCAUCGGUCAGACAGGCCGCUAUGUGCUGGUGCAGAAGCUGCGGGAGAAGGAGCGGCAGCUGCUGCCGCUGGAGUGCCCCCUGGAGUCCCUGGCCAAGUGUGGGCAGUAUGCCAACGAUGUGCAGUUCAUCCUGCGGCGGACAGGCCCCAGCAUGACCGAGCGGCCCUCCUCAGAGGGCGCUCCGCAAGCUCCCGAGAGGACGUUCAUCCGGGCCAGUUUGCCCAUCAAGCCCAGGCUCACCAGCAUGGAUGCACCCCGUUCUCGGGAGCCAAAAAAGUCCAUGACCUUCAACUUGGGUCCUACAGGCUCCGGUGACCCGUUCACUGUGAGCCGAUGGAGGCACCAAACACGGGAAGGGAUCGACUUGGAGGGUGGUGGGAUUGUCCAACCCUCCAAAGAGGAGCUGUUUAGGAGGGUGCUGCAGCAGCAGGAGCAGCUGCAUUCCUUGGAGGCCCAUGGGGAUACCCUGGAAAUGGACCUACGGCUCUGGGAGCGCAGCCGGCUUGCCGGCCAGGAGAAUGAGAUCCUCUAUCUGGAGCAACUGGUACGAAGGAAUGAGACAGAGCUGGGCGAGGAGGAAUUUUGGCAGAGCGAGCUCCGGCUGGAAAAGGAGUGUGAGCGAGAGAGGCAGGAGCGGGUUAGAAGCCUGCGGGCCAGCCUGGAGGAGUACACCCAGAGGAUCUUUGAGCUGAGUGCCCGGACUGAAGCCCUGCAGGAGGAGAUCCAGUGGGAGAUGGCUGAGAGGGCCAAAAGGGGGAAGGAGAUCUCUUUGCCCAGCCCCAUAGAGCUGGAGGAUAUGGCCACCAAAAUGAAAAGGGACCUGGAGGCCAAGGUCAAGCAAGGCACUCAGCUGGAGAGCAACCUGGCCAGUGUGGAGAAGGCCCUGGAGGAAGCUGAAAAGAACCUGCAGGCCCAGACCCAAGAGCUGGAGGAGUUAAAUAAGGAGCUGAGGCAGUGUAAUUUGCAGCAGUUUAUUCAGCAGACGGGGGCCACGGUGACUGUCCUGCAGGCCAGGUCUGAGGAGGAUGCCCAGCCGGAGCCGAGCCCGUGCGAGCUGCCAGCCUACCGGAGAAACGGAGGUUUUCCUCCCACCGCUGGUACCGACUCGCCUCCCCGAGUCAGCACCAAGCAGCUCCUCAGCCAUCCCAGGACCCUGCCGGAGCCCCUGGUGUCCAGCCUGAAUCCUGAGGUUGUAUCAACCAGGCAGAGCAUCUGGAGGUAGAAGGGCCCGGGCAGUGGAGGAUCAAUUGCCUUGCAAGUGUAACUGUAUAAAUAAACCAUAUUAUAUAUAUA